This is a messenger RNA of Lacerta agilis (Sand lizard), 3439 nucleotides long. RefSeq names its product RAP1B, member of RAS oncogene family (gene RAP1B). Bases 89 to 520 code for a protein of 143 amino acids. Gene Ontology annotation, biological process: Rap protein signal transduction; cellular response to cAMP; negative regulation of synaptic vesicle exocytosis. Gene Ontology annotation, cellular component: plasma membrane. Lineage: Eukaryota; Metazoa; Chordata; Lepidosauria; Squamata; Lacertidae. The record is from RefSeq and is a predicted model, not a curated record. The transcript has 7 exons. Gene Ontology annotation, molecular function: GTP binding; GTPase activity; GDP binding.
ACUGUACAGUUUGUUCAAGGAAUAUUUGUUGAAAAGUAUGAUCCUACGAUAGAAGACUCCUACCGAAAGCCUGCCAACUGCUUUGACUAUGCAAGUUGAAGUAGAUGCACAACAAUGUAUGCUUGAAAUCUUAGACACAGCAGGAACGGAACAGUUUACAGCCAUGAGAGACCUCUACAUGAAAAAUGGUCAAGGGUUUGCUUUAGUAUAUUCCAUCACAGCACAGUCCACAUUUAAUGAUUUGCAGGAUCUAAGAGAACAGAUUCUUCGAGUCAAAGACACUGAUGAUGUACCAAUGAUUCUGGUUGGCAACAAGUGUGAUUUGGAAGAUGAAAGAGUUGUGGGAAAGGAACAAGGACAGAAUUUAGCAAGGCAAUGGAAUAACUGUGCAUUCUUAGAGUCAUCUGCAAAAUCAAAAAUAAAUGUUAAUGAGAUCUUCUACGACCUUGUGCGACAAAUUAACAGAAAAACUCCAGUACCUGGGAAAGCACGCAAAAAGUCAUCUUGUCAGCUACUUUAAUAUAUGUGUGUACUGUAGCACUGAGCCAGGUCUGAAGAACUGUUGCUGACUACAACAGUGCCAGCAUUCCAACUUUAUUAAACCUACCAACAUCUUAAAAUGGACUUUCCUGUGGUGGUACCCUUUGUGAAAUGGAUGACAGCUACUACAUCAGUUUGCACAUUCUAAUCACUUUCCAGUGUCACGAGAGAUUUUUACUUAUAAAUAAUCUAAAUGUAUGCAACUGGUAAAACCAGAGCCUACAUCCAGUAUUACUGAUAAGAGACAUUGUUCAUCCACCAAUGUUGUACAUGUAUGAAAACUGUACUGUAUACUGCAACAAACCCCAUACUUCCUAUUGGAGAGUACAAUAAUGUAAAUCCGAAAAGCACCACUAUUUUAGCGUAAUAAAAGAAAGUCCAAAGAGCUCCUAUAUAGACUACUCCAGAUAACUUUGCUUCAUCGGUAUUUGUAGCUUAUUGUAACUUUUUUAAAAGAAAAAUACAGGAUCAUCAUUGUAUUGUACAAAAGCGCUUUGAUUAACUCAACAGCUAUAUAGUUUUUUAAUUUUAGGAUAAAAAACCUGUGGAGACAGUGAUCUAGUCUUUAAAAUGAGUCCUUUCAGUAUAAUGUCUGUCUAAAGACAUUGCCUUUAAUAUCUGUUGGGAAGGAAAUGUCCAGAUUUUUCAACCUUUUAUUGUAUGUUUCCUUUUCCUUGUUUACAUAGGGAACAAUGUUUAUAGUUGUGUGUACAGUGGGGGUCUACAACAAGAAGUGUAUAUUUUAAAACAAUUUUUUAAUGAUUUAACAAUUUUUUGUAAAUCAUUUUGGCUUCUGCAGCUGUAGAUUCUCACUGUGAAUUCCCUUGCUUGCUCAUGCAUAAGUGUAUUUGCAAUACCAAAUAUACAGGUUUAGUACUUUUGCCUGUUAGUGAUUGUUUUACAUGUGUAACGUUUUGGUUGAGAUGUUAAAUGGUGGACGAGUACUGUGGAUGUGAAUGUGGGAAGUAAUUUUAAUCAUGUGUAAUUGGUCCCAGGGCCUAAGUUGCAGUAAUUACCUUUUUGCAGAUUUAUUUAACAAUGCCUUGUUGCUUUGUAUGCAUUAACGUUUGGGUGUAAAGAUUGCGUGUAAAAUCCAACAGGGAGCCACAGUAUUUAAAUUGACCAACCUAAUGUUACAACUGCUUUGAGGUGGCCAAAUGUAAACUAAAAGCCUUAAUUAAAAGUGGUGCAAUUUUGUAUGACUUAGCAUCAGUAGUUCAAUAAAUUUGGAUUGCCAUGCAAGGGCUUGCAUUACAACUACCUGUAAUUGAAUGUUUUGUGUAAUGUUUCAGUGAGAUCAGUAAUGUGUUAAAAUGUGUGUUUGGCAAUUAGAAUUUGAAACCCCAAGGAAUCAUUGUUUGUCCAUCCUAUACAAGUCAGACGACUAACACAUUCUCCUAAAUAAUCAUGGAUGUGCUCUGACCACUAAUGUUGCCAUAAUUUACUGGUUUCAGUGGAAACAUUCCAGAGUUAGGUCAGCCUCCGUUGCUGAGUAUCUUUGCUAAGAAAUGUGAUAGAAGGAAAAAGAGAGUGGGAUUAUUUUUACCAACCUUCUUUGUCCCAAGAGGGUACUGGUAUAGCCAAACCUAGAAUUAUGUUAAGUUUACAAAUACUUUGAAGCCUGAAAGACAUCAGAUGCACAAAUGGAGUAGUCUUACAAGCUGCUUGUUUCUAGAUAAUUCAAAACUAUUAUUGGCUAUGCAUAAAGAAUCCUAUGUAGUCUGCUUGUUCUCAAGUAAAAAACACCAGGUUAAUUGAGCCACAAACACAUGGAAGCAUAGGGUAUCUGAAAUGUACAGGCAAGGUUCCCCAGAUGCUUGCUGUAGUUUGCAAAAAUAUGGACAGCGCAAGUUGACCAACUAUGAGUUGGGUAUUUGUUUUAUCUUGGCUACUGAAGUCCAGUCACAAGAACCUGAAGUUACUGGGGCAGGAACUGUAUUUCAGAAUGCUGAAUCACAGUACAGUAUUGGGAUUUUUUCUAAUCUUAGCUAAAGAAACCAGCUGCAUGCAGGUGACUUGGCAAAAGGUUUGUUUUUUUAUAAAGCCUUUCAUUUUUUGAUAAAUGUGAAGCAGGUAGCACAGGCAAUAAUUGAUACUAUGGCCUGGGUUACUGCUUGGUUGGUAGUUUCUUGCAACCUUGGCUGUCUUUGAGAACUGAAUCUUAACUAUACUGAAAAAUGCUCAUUAACAUCCUUUAGUUGGAAAGAAGUCUGUUUCACUGGUAAGUUCUGGCACUGUUCGUGGGUGAGUAUAACUUGUGUGUGCUGCUGUACUUAUUGGUAGUCUGGACAGGCAGGACUACUGUACAAAGCAGCCUUGUACAUAGCCCUGUGUAGGAGAAAUCUCUUGCCAGUUCUAGUCCUCCCAUGCUCCAAAUAGGGCUUUUGCAGAGCUCUGCCAAUUUUGAAGCAGCUGGGCUUUUUUCUCACCAUCACUGGAUUUUAGGUAGAAAAUGAGCCAACAGAGAAACGUAGCCGGUUAACUGCAUUCAUAUGGGAAAGGAUGACUACACCAAAAUGCAUUAGUCUUGGUUCUGCAGCUACAGCAUUUCCUAAGAGAUUGUGCAUGACUUUUCUGUACAGUAUAAAAGAUAGUGCCAAACAAUCGUAUAUAUUAUGCUUUUUGUCACAGCUUUUGGAUAGGAUUGUUUUAUUCAUAUCUCAUCCUUUAUUUUCUCACAUCUGUUCAUUUGCAGAACAGUACAGGCUGUAACAUUAAGCAACCCUAAACGUGUAUGUGCACGUACCUUAAAGUUGCAGGAAAGACUCAUACAGCCUUCCUGCAGCUUAAGAUACAGUAUGUAUUCAUGGCCCAAAAAUGUUCCUCCUGGGUUUUCAAAUAUGAGUCUUCAGUGGGAACCAAACUCAUAACUCACCAUGGUGGUGGUGGUGGUGUUUUU